ACUUGAUAAAUGGACACUUCUGCAUGUUCACAUUUAUCUACGAAGGUGAGUAGAUCCACCCAUCCACCCAUCAUCUACAUAAAUAAACCCGAAUCUUGGAACCUUUAUACUGAAGACAGAUAAGUAAAGCAAUUUUAUAUGUUUACGUGAUAUAAGAAGCACUGAAGGCAGAAUCAACUAAUUGUAAGAUCAUGAGUUUGACGACGGAUGGAAUUAUUGUUGAUUGUCAACCAUGAGUUUCCAUAGCUACUCCAAAAGAGAACCAUGUAAAGUUGGCUUGAUUUGAGGAGUGAAAAGGUAAAGAAGGUGGAAGAAAGUGGGGAAUCCUAAGCUUGACAAGGGCAACGGUAAAAUGACAUAAGCAUUGUCCCAUGUACACCAAGCCACUAGUGGGGUUGCUGAAUUGAGACCAAAUAAACUUAUCUUCAUUUCCAUUGUUAAAUCUAUCUCCGUUUGUUUCCCCUCUCCUACUUCGAUCUAAACCUUCAAGUCUGCCACGAUUCUUCCACCCUUUCCCUAUUCAUCUCCCCUCCACACACCUCUAAGAAAGUUCAGAUUGGUGAAGAUAUGAUCUUCCAGGAAGAAGCAAUUGAAAUAAAAACCCUCAAACACCAAAAUGAGAUGUUGAACAGCAACAAUAGCAAUGAAGGCUAUGAUGAUAACAAUCCAGGAGAGUGGCUGAAUCUGAGCCUAGGUGGAAAUUCACCCUCAACAGCAGGAGAUUAUGACUCACAAUCAAGACCUACUUCUAGCAAGGUUUUCUCAUGUAACUUCUGUAGAAGGAAGUUCUUCAGCUCACAGGCACUCGGGGGUCAUCAGAACGCCCACAAAAGGGAGAGGGGUGCAGCGAGAAGAUACCACUCCCAGAGGAUGAUGACAAUUAUGGGUUUGCCAGUGAAUUCUCCGAUGGCUAGAUCACUUGGGGUCAGGCCCCACACCCUUGUGCACAAGCCAAAUAGAGAUGGAACUGCUAUUGCAGGGAGAUUUAAUGAAGCCAGUUCAGGAUUUGAUAUGUCAUGGAUGCCCUUCACAGUUGAUGAUACAACGGAUUUGACAUGGCCAGGCAGCUUUCGCUUGGAUCCACAACCACCAGAGACAUCAUCAGAGCCACUCAAGCUUGACUUGAACCUUCGACUCUAAUCAAUCCCUUUGUUGUGGUUCCAAAUUUUCUUCUCGCAGAACAGUUUUUGACGAACCAUCUAAUACAGAAACUAAUACAGGCGGGCAACCAACCUUAUGAAGUGUUAAACAUCAUACAGAUUCUGCCUGGUUCUAGAAGAAACAUGGAAAAUGUUCUGCCAAGUGUGCAUGUCAUGUACGAGAAACCUAGAAAAUACCCCUACUCUUCAGUUCAAUUUCUGGAAAAAUAAAUGCCAGAUAACCAUAUUUAUAUGGCAGCUAACUAUGGGGAUUCCUUCAAUCCUAAUCAUCAACUUCCAGUUUUGAGCCACUGUACAUUUCUUUUUUAAGUGAUCAUUAAGUUUUUCUGGUACAAUAAUCAUAUCAUUUCACGCCAUCAGUUAUUAAGCUAUCUUUUUUAAAAAUAAUGAUAAUGCAGUUUAACAUUA
This is a messenger RNA of Populus nigra (black poplar), 1568 nucleotides long. Its product is annotated as zinc finger protein 4-like. The transcript has a single exon. Lineage: Eukaryota; Viridiplantae; Streptophyta; Magnoliopsida; Malpighiales; Salicaceae. The coding region runs from base 568 to 1140 and encodes 190 amino acids. The record is from RefSeq and is a predicted model, not a curated record.